Messenger RNA from Aspergillus caelatus, 627 nucleotides. RefSeq names its product GNAT family N-acetyltransferase. The transcript is spliced from 2 exons. Gene Ontology annotation, molecular function: acyltransferase activity, transferring groups other than amino-acyl groups. The coding region runs from base 1 to 627 and encodes 208 amino acids. Lineage: Eukaryota; Fungi; Ascomycota; Eurotiomycetes; Eurotiales; Aspergillaceae. The record is from RefSeq and is a predicted model, not a curated record.
AUGAUAUCCUUCCAAACUACCCGCCUUGAUAUUCGACCCCUCGUCCUCUCCGAUGCAGAGGAUGUCUUUGAGAUGCGUCGGGAUCCGGAGGUUGCAAAAUGGGGGUCAAGCGGAACACCUGAUACGACUAUCUCUCAGACGAUAGACUGGAUGCUAUCAUCUUGCGGUCCAGCAGCAUCUGAUACCAAUGAUACUACGAUAUCACCAAAAAAAACUUAUCUGAAACUCGUAUUCGCUAUUCGGGAACUACAGCCCAGUACUAUAUUUCCUGAACCGAAGGUAAUCGGGACGAUUGGUAUCAAGCGGUUGGCGAUGCCUUUGGGUCCGGUGGGGUCGAAUCGGGUGCGGUGGGAGUUGGGGUACGGGUUUCAUGUUGGUGCUUGGGGGAAGGGAUAUGCGACGGAGGCUGCGAGGGGGGUGAUGGGUCAUUUUGGGGAGAUUAAGUGGGUUUUAGAGGGGCAGGGGCAGGGGGAUGAUGCUGUGGUUGUUGCGGAUGGAUUGUGGGCUGCUACUGCGGAGGAGAAUUUAGGGAGUCAGGCUGUGUUGAGGAAGUGUGGGUUUGGGUUUGUUGGGGAGUUUGUAGAUGAGCUUGGGAGGAAGAAUUUGGAUUUUCAGGUAUUGGCUUGA